AUGGCAGUGUCCGCCACCAUCGAGAAGGUGGUCAUCACCCCUGUAGCCUUUCAUGAUAUGCCACUGCUGAACAGUGUGGGCGUACACGAACCGUUCGCUCUUCGCAGCAUACUUGAAGUGACCACAAAAGAGGGGACCUAUGGACUUGGUGAAUCAUAUGGAGAUUCCGCACACAUCGAACGCUUGCAACGUGUCGCAGACCGUCUCGGUGGUGUAUCGAUUUACAACACCAACGAGAUCUAUCGCAUAUGCUCGGACGGCCUGGAGAGCAAUGCCACAAGCGGCGGAGACGGUAUGGCGGGGAUGGUGACAACUGCAUCUGUCGCGGACAAGGUCUUCUCUCCGUUCGAGGUGGCUUGCCUGGAUAUCCAGGGUAAGAUCGCAGGAAUGCCUGUCUCCGAGCUGUUGGGCGGGCGCGUGAGGAAUUCUGUGCAAUACUCAGCAUAUCUUUUUUACAAAUGGGCUGGACAUCCGGGAGAGCAGGACGAUGAGUAUGGUGCGGCGCUUGAUCCAGCUGGCAUAGUCCGACAAGCUCGCAAGAUCAUCGAUGAGUAUGGCUUCAGAGCCAUCAAAUUGAAGGGCGGCGUCUUCGAGCCAAGGCAGGAGGUUGAGGCCAUCAGAGCACUCCAUACGACCUUUCCAGGCAUACCAUUGCGCCUGGAUCCGAAUGCAGCAUGGUCUGUUGAGACAUCAAAGUGGGUUGCCAGAGAGCUAGAAGGUAUCGUGGAAUACCUAGAGGAUCCAGCUGGAGACAUUGAGGGGAUGGCAGCAGUUGCUGCAGAGGCGUCCAUGCCACUCGCCACCAACAUGGCUGUAGUGGCGUUCGCGCACCUGCCAUCAAGCAUCCGGCAAGACGCUGUGCAGGUCAUUCUUAGCGAUCAUCAUUUCUGGGGCGGGCUGCGCAAGUCACAGACUCUUGCAGCCAUAUGCGCAACAUGGGGCAUGGGUCUUUCCAUGCAUUCGAAUUCUCACCUGGGCAUCUCAUUGGCUGCGAUGACGCACCUGGCUUCAGCGACCACUAAUCUCGACUUUGCGUGUGACACGCAUUGGCCGUGGAAGCGGCGUGACGAGGACGUGGUGAUCGAAGGAGCUCUGAAGUGGUCGAACGGCGGUGUCAUCGUGCCAACAGCGCCAGGCCUUGGGAUUGAGCUAGAUCGGGAGAAGCUGGCACGUCUGCACAAGCAGUACCUCGAAUGUGGCCUUCGCAAGCGCGACGACACCACCUACAUGAAGAGGUUUCAACCAGAUUUCUCGGCACAGAUUCCCAGGUGGUGA
Messenger RNA from Cyphellophora attinorum, 1275 nucleotides. RefSeq names its product putative glucarate dehydratase. Lineage: Eukaryota; Fungi; Ascomycota; Eurotiomycetes; Chaetothyriales; Cyphellophoraceae. The transcript is spliced from 2 exons. The record is from RefSeq and is a predicted model, not a curated record. Bases 1 to 1275 code for a protein of 424 amino acids.